AUGUUUUCCAGUAAAAUCAACAGUAAUUUGGUUAAGAGAGCUGCAGCAGCCCCCUUAAACAGAUUAUAUUCUCAACUUGCUCUCUCGGUCAAUGUUAACUUACCAAACGGUACUUCAUAUGAACAACCAACCGGUCUUUUCAUCAACAAUGAAUUUGUUUUACCAAAGCAAAAGAAGACAUUUGAAGUUAUUUCUCCAUCUACUGAAGAAGAAAUUACCCACGUGUACGAAGCUAGAGAAGAAGACAUUGACAUUGCAGUUGAAGCUGCACAAGCUGCUUUCAACUCCGAUUGGGCUACCGGUGAUCCAGCUGCUAGAGUCAAGGCACUUCUUAAGUUAGCUGACUUGAUCGACCAAAACGCUGAAACUUUGGCCCACAUCGAAUCCUUAGACAAUGGUAAGUCUUUACAAUGUUCCAGAGGAGAUGUUGCGUUAUCUUCGCAAUGUAUCAGAUCUGCCGCCGGUUGGGCUGACAAGAUUAACGGUUCUGUUGUUGAGACCGGUGACACUCACUUCAACUACACCAGAAGAGAACCUUUAGGUGUAUGUGGUCAGAUCAUCCCAUGGAAUUUCCCAUUAUUGAUGCUUUCUUGGAAGCUUGCCCCAGCUUUAGCCACUGGUAACACCAUUGUUCUUAAGUCCGCUGAGUCUACCCCAUUGUCUGCCUUGUACAUGGCCAACUUGAUCAAGGAAGCUGGUAUUCCUGCUGGAGUUGUCAACAUUGUUUCAGGUUUCGGUAAGAUUGCUGGUGAAGCAAUUGCUACCCAUCAAAAGAUUAAGAAGGUUGCCUUUACUGGUUCCACUGCUACUGGUCGUCAUAUCAUGAAGGCUGCUGCUGAAUCCAACUUGAAGAAGGUUACUUUAGAAUUAGGUGGUAAGUCACCAAAUAUUGUUUUCGACGAUGCCAAUGUUUCCAAGGCCGUUCAAAGUUUAGUUGCCGGUAUUUUCUACAAUACUGGUGAAGUUUGUUGUGCUGGUUCAAGAAUUUAUGUCCAAGAAGGUGUUUACGAUCAAGUCUUGAGUGAAUUUAAGGCUGCUGCUGAAGGUAUUAAGAUUGGUAACCCAUUCGAUGAGGAUGUCUUCAUGGGUGCUCAAGCUUCUUACGCUCAAUUGACCAAGAUUUUGAAGUUUAUUGAAAUCGGUAAGAACCAAGGUGCUACUCUUAUUACUGGUGGUGAAAGGGUUGACGACAAGGGAUACUUCAUUAAGCCAACUAUUUUCGGUGAUGUCACUAAGGAUAUGGAUAUUGUUAAGGAAGAAAUCUUUGGUCCAGUUGUCACCAUCUCUAAGUUUAAGACUGUUGACGAAAUCGUUGAAACUGCUAACGACUCUCCAUAUGGUUUAGCUGCAGGUGUCCACACUGAAGAUAUUAACAAGGCCAUUGACGUUGCUAACAGAAUCAAGUCUGGUACUAUCUGGGUCAACACUUACAACGAUUUCCACCAAAGUGUUCCAUUCGGAGGAUACGGAGAAUCUGGUUUCGGAAGGGAAAUGGGUCAAGAAUCUUUAGACAACUACACUCAAGUCAAGGCUGUCAGAAUUGGUCUCACCAAGAAGAACUAA
This is a messenger RNA of Dujonia railenensis, 1563 nucleotides long. The record is from the annotation of a GenBank genome assembly. Lineage: Eukaryota; Fungi; Ascomycota; Pichiomycetes; Serinales; Debaryomycetaceae.